GCUACGGAGGCGAAUGCGGCGGUGGACGGGACGGGGAAUCCGAUCCCGACGUCGGCGGUUUUAACAGCUUCGGCGAAGCAUAUAGGAAUCAGGUGUAUGCAAGAAAACAUGGCGUUCCUGAAAUGCAAGAAGAACGAUCCUAACCCAGAGAAGUGCCUCGAGAAGGGACGCGAAGUCACUCGCUGUGUUCUUGGCCUGCUGAAGGAUCUUCACCAGAGAUGCCCCAAGGAGAUGGAUGCUUACGUUGGAUGCAUGUAUUAUUACACCAACGAGUUUGAUUUGUGUCGGAAAGAGCAAGAAGCCUUCGAGAAAGCGUGUCCGUUGAAAUGACAAGUCAAGUUUAUUAGUAUCUCCAAAUUAAUAAGCAACUGUUUUGUUUUCAGUCUUGAGCUUUUUACUCUAAUCACACUCUUCCAUCGCUGCUUCUUUUCCUUUUCUGAUAGUGCGAAAACCAUUGUUAAAUCAUGUCAUGUUUCUGUAUUAAAUUAUCUUAAAACA
This is a messenger RNA of Camelina sativa (false flax), 498 nucleotides long. RefSeq names its product NADH dehydrogenase [ubiquinone] 1 alpha subcomplex subunit 8-A. NCBI's taxonomy places the organism in Eukaryota, Viridiplantae, Streptophyta, Magnoliopsida, Brassicales, Brassicaceae. Gene Ontology annotation, cellular component: respiratory chain complex I. The record is from RefSeq and is a predicted model, not a curated record. Gene Ontology annotation, biological process: mitochondrial electron transport, NADH to ubiquinone.